Molecule: messenger RNA, 437 nt
Organism: Meloidogyne enterolobii
Lineage: Eukaryota; Metazoa; Nematoda; Chromadorea; Rhabditida; Meloidogynidae
Source: the annotation of a GenBank genome assembly
AUGGAAUUAAAAAAUGGACCAAUUUAUAAAGAAAACGUGGCAUGUUAUGAUAACGUGACGUGUUAUAAUAAUGGUGGAAGAUGUAUGCCGUGGACUUCUCUUGAGGUUGCAUGGACCACCUGCGAUAAUAAAUUCUUUGAUCACACCCAACCAAGUGGGAAAAAUAUUACUUAACUUAUUGAUAUUUUAUUUUAGUUGGUGAAGUUCGGGAACUUUGGUUGACGCACAAAAUGUUCGACAAAAAUGAGACAGAAUUGUUUUUCAAUUUGAAUAUAACGAAGGAUGGCAAUUUCAUAAUGGACUUUGAAGGGAAACCAAUGGACUAUUCUGAGGUGUUGUAUCGUGCUGCCUGCAUUCCUGAAGAAAAAGGCAUUGCUGAACCUGUUACAUGGAAAAUCAACGGAACUCUACCGAAUCCGAAUUAUGCGAACUUGCUG